Molecule: messenger RNA, 9042 nt
Organism: Parus major (Great Tit)
Lineage: Eukaryota; Metazoa; Chordata; Aves; Passeriformes; Paridae
Gene: TMEM179
Product: transmembrane protein 179
Exons: 4
Coding region: 300-998 (232 amino acids)
Source: RefSeq, a predicted model, not a curated record
CCACCGCCUACUGCUGCAGCCUGCCUUCCUCUCUCCAUCCCUCCAUCCUCCCACGUCCCACCUCACAUUGCUCCCCCUGGGUCUCUCAUUCCUGCAUCCUUCCCUCCUGCAUCCCUCCUCCUGCAUCCCUCCCUCCUGCAUCCCUCCUCCUGCAUCCCUCUUCCUGCAUCCCUCCUCCUGCAUCCCUCCUCCUGCAUCUCUCCCCCUGCAUCCCUCCCUCCCUCCCGCAUCCCUCCCUCCCGCAUCCCUCUCUCCACGCCUCCCUCCUUCCCUCCCUCUGCCUGCGCAGAGCCGCGGACAUGGCGCUCAGCAAUUUCCUCUUCGCUCAGUGCAUCUGCUAUUUCCUGGCCUUCCUCUUCAGCUUCAUCGUGGUGGUGCCACUCUCCGAGAAUGGCAACGACUUCCACGGCCGGUGCCUGCUCUUCACCGAGGGCAUGUGGCUCAACGCCAACCUGACGGUGGAGCGGCAGCGCUUCACGGUGCAGGAGUGGGGGCCUGAGGCUGCCUGCCGCUUCAGCAUCUUCACCGGGCUCCUGUCCCUGCUGCUGGCCACAGUGCAGGCCUGGAGGACCCUCUUCUUCCUCUGCAAAGGGCACGAGGACUCUUUCUUUUACGCCUUCCUGAAUCUGCUGAUCAGCGCCUUUGUGGUGUUCAUCACAUUUAUUGCCAGCACUAUAGUGAGUGUAGGAUUUAACAUGUGGUGUGAUGCAAUUACCGAAAAAGGAAGCAUGCCAAAUAGCUGUGAAGAAUUGCAGGAUAUAGAUCUUGAGCUGAACUUGGAAAACUCUGCUUUCUAUGACCAGUUUGCUAUUGCACAGUUUGGUCUUUGGGCUGCCUGGCUGACUUGGUUGGCAAUUACCAUUCUGGCUUUCCUGAAGGUUUAUCACAACUACAGACAGGAGGACCUGCUAGAUAGCCUGAUCCAUGAGAAGGAGCUGUUGCUAGGAAGAUCCCCUUCACGAUCCUCUUUGCAAGAUGACAAAAGUGGCAUGAUCUAAAGUGUAAGCAAAUUUCCAGGGCAGGAUCUAGAUUUUAUUAUUCAGUAGUGUGAGCUGAAGUUGAGUCAGGGUAUUGAGUGUGUGAGAUCUUUUAUUUUACUGAAAUGAAAUGUGAGUCACUUCCCCCAUGAGAAAUUGUUGGCAGAAAUACUGCUAUUAGGAUGAAGAGAAUGAAAUUCCCUAUGUACCUAUGGCACAGCAAACUUUCUGUCCUGUGCAGGCAAAAUUUGUAACCUGCCCUUGUCAGCAGAGCUCCUACGUGCCAUCACUAGCUUUUGGGACAGGGGCCAUUUUUGAGGGCUGAGCUGGCAAGAGCAGACUACAGCAUCCAGGCUAUUUCUUCAAACUAUUCUUCAACAAUAAUUGUAACUGGAGCUGCAUUCAGUUCCUCCUCCCUCCCUCUCCUCCCUUUUGCCACUGAGCUGCCCCUGUUCUCUCUUUAUCCUGGGAAGUUGCAGCUCUGGUUUGGGGACAGGCUCUCUCUGUCUCUGCUUUCACUGUGGAUGGAGGCAAUGCUGACAAACUCCUGCUCCUGCUCUGAUUUUAUUUAAAACAUAGAGACCUGUGUACCACACCUGAUAUUUAAUAUUGGACAGUGCUAAUGAAUUCCAUGAAAGCAGUAUAUUAUUACAGCACCUGUCAAAUACUGUGUAUAAUGUGGAAGGAUGAUGGAGAACUUCUGUGGUUUUUCUUCUUAGAUUUUGGCAUGACCAGCAUUUAUUAUGACUCCUGAAGUAAAGUGUAGCUAGAAAUUGCUGAAGCUUGCAUACUAAGAAAUUAAGCUGAAUAGAUAGUAUUAAUGCUUGUGCAUUUAUAAAUGUAACUUGGUCCUUAACACGGUAUACUAUUCUGUUUUGAAUAUUAGAAUUUAUUUGUGAUAUUUAUUUCAUAUAGGAAUGCAAAAUUACUGUAAGCAUUUGCAUUGUAGGUUUCUUUAUAUGAACAUAGCAAGGAGUUCAGACCACUGAGUUAUUUUAUAGAUAUUUCAGUGCUGAAUGGGUCCAUUCUCCCCACUCAUGGGCAGGAGUUCUAGGGCAGAUGAAUUUUGCUGUGAAAACAAAGAAAAUUUGCUAUUUACACAAAGAUCACUGGUGACUUUGUUGUUGCUUUCAGUUUGGCUUGGCCAGUGCUUCAACAAAUCAGGUGGAUUGUUGAGAUCAGGGGUAGCUCUGAUAAUUAAGAGUUACUCAGAGCAGUGUGGGAUUUGCAUGGCAGAGAAGCAAAGUUGUGCUAGAAUUAAGCAUUUAUCCCCAGGUCCACAUUACACAGAAGACCUCAAAUCAGCAGAAAACUUAAGCAAACAACUAAGUUUGGACUGAAGAAGAUUUUUUUGGGAGUACAGUGUCACUGUCUGUGGUACCUGUGUUUGACUUGAGACUGAAUUUACUGCUACAGAAGUGCGAAUCACACACAAUAUACAACCUGGUAAAUCAGAAUGAGGGGAAAGAAGACAGCAGGCUUUUACCAACUCAGAGCUCAAGCCUGGAAUUAGCACAAGCAUGCAGAUUAACUGUUGUCUUCUAGGCUCUCUCUGAUGCUUAGUUAAGUACCAGCUUAAGCAUUUCAUUGAAGCAGAAUUUGAUGUCAUGACAAAUCCCUCAAUUAUUAAGCAUUUUAGGGCAUAAAAGCUGACAUUGUAUUUAACUGCCAAAAUGUUCUCAUAGGUUUAGAGAAAAAGCCCUCCAUGGGCCCUGAGCAGUGAACAGCCCUGUGAACAUUGCUUAUAAGCCCAGCUGGCCACAGCUCUCUGUAGAGAGGUCUUGCUCUUCAGCAUGAUUUCUGCUCUCAAGAGAACGCAAUUCCUUUGAAAGCUUUGCAGUAGUGUCUUUUUUUUGUUGUUGGGAGUUGACAUCAGAGGAGGAGUCCUGGGGAGGGAAUCAAAGAUCAAGUUAAUUAAUACCAAUUUAAAAUUUAGAUAGGACAGGACUGUCAGAGUGCCUUUUUUUUAUUCAUUUAGUCGAAUGGUUUGGAUAUUAGGAAAAAUCUCUUCAUUGCCAAGGUUGUCAAGCACUGUAACAGGCUGCCCAGGGAAGUGGUGGAGUCACCAUCCCUGGGUGUAUUUAAGUGUAGAUGUGGCACUGAGGGACAUGGUUUGGUGGUGGCCUUUACAGUGCCAGGUGAAUGGCUUGACUGGAUGAUCCUAGAGGUCUUUUUCAACCUAAAUUUCUCUGACUCCAGUAGGAGAUACCCUCUUGCAAGUACCUGAGUCCACUGCCAGGGAAUGACCUUCUUCAUACCCUGUAGAAGAGCUUGGGUCUUGUGAGUUAGCCUGUUUCCCAUGUUUCCCCAGUUUCUCCAGUUGUAAAAGGCAGUCUCAGUUUCACUCAGCAGUGACUUCUCUUCCCACAAAUUACUUCAGUGCAUGCCUUUCUCCUUGUGUGGAACUGUGCUGCUGCUUUUUGUGUAUUUUAUGUAUAUGCCAAAUCAGGCUUAGGCUGAAGUCAUGUGUGGGCUGGGACCAGUGUUCUUGGUGUUUCCCAAGGGUUUGAAGAACCAAGAGGCAGAAGAUAACAAGUGCCAGCUUGUGUUUCUUCUCUGAGGUACCAGGGCCCAAGCCUUUCUCUGGUUCUGAAAGAGAGGAUGCUGCUUAUGGGCAAGGCUGUCUGGGGCUCAUGCUGUCUUCUACCUCUCCUGCCUCGAGGUCUUUUUCCUCCUUUCCAUUUCCAUGAGAAGCAGCAAACACUGAUCCUGGAUUUGGAGCUGCCACACAAAAUGAAAAGAGACUGAAGCUCUUCUGUGAGUGCCCUGUGAUUCUUACUCUGUUUUUCACAGCUUCCCUGCCUUGACCAGGUGGGGUGAGGCUGGCAUCCCCUUGCAAGCAUCAGGGAUGAUUAAAAGAAAGUUGUUUUUGAUGGAAGGCCCUGUGUGAGUCAGAAGGCAGAGCAUGUCAUGAGAAGCUCUCUGGCUGACCCAAGGGGAGCAAGGUUAUCCUGCAACUCUCAAUUAUUGGACACACUUGAUGGUUUUUAUUUGCACUAAGUUUUCUGCAACCUUGUCUCCUAAAGCUUGGGCACUCAGGCCAAGCAAGUGAUGCCAAGCUGAAAAUGUGUUAGAAUUGUGGUAUAAUUUAUGGACACAUACAUACAUACCUGUGCUCUCUUUCAUUCAUUUUUCUCUUUUGUACAUUUCUGAUGUCUGCUUUGAGUCAUCCAUUGCCAACCAGCACAUCGUGGGGCUGGGAGUCAAAUAUUGCAUUUCUGUGACAUUUCAAUACCUUUAAUUUGCCAUGUCCAAAGACAGGCCUCGGGGAACACUCUAGCAAGAGUUGUAUUCAAAGAACUAGAACAUUGUGUGGUACUUAUACUUGUAUUUAUUUAUUGCCACAUGGUGGAAGGGGAAAAAGCUUUGUGACCUUUCCAAGGCACUGGGGCUGUUGCCACUCUAGUGUUCUGCUGUACCAAAUAUAUUCUCUGGCUACCAUCUGUAGUUAAAUUUCAAACCAAUUCCCUGGCAGCAGUCCUCAUUGGGUUAGAAGAAUCUAAGCUAACAAGUGUCAUCUGAGCUUUUAGAUUAAUACUGUUUAUUACUAUUUUUUAUAAUGGAGAAACAAUUGCAGCCAUCUUUUGGAAAAAACUUCAUCAUGGGUGCAUUCACGCUCAAAACAUCUCAUAUCACUAACCCAUGAGGCAUGUUUCAGCAGAAAAAUUUCAGUGAGAAUCACAAAAAUAAGAGCACGACAGUGGAAAUGGAAUGACACAUUUGUGCUAUAGCAACAAUUCUAUGGUCCCUUAAAAAAGGGGGUGUUAUAGUAACCAGUGAUGGAUGGUUGAGUGUACAGACCUUGUCAUGGAAGCAUUCUCUGUGUAUGUACAAUGUACACAGAUAAAUGCCAGAAAUGGUUCCACUGCUCUUGUGUGAUGUGGAUAAAGGCUCUUAACAGGCAGCUUCAGCUGGAGUAGUUGCUAGAAUGCCUUAAAUUUCUAUUCUUCCUUCUACUUAGCACCAGGACUCGUGCAAUGGCAAUGGUUAUGAUACUCAGAGGUGGAAUUGAUGUGGGCAGAGUAGGAAAGCACUGGCCUGUGCAUAACUCCCAAAGGCUGGGGUGAGUUUCUAGUGCAGGUUUGCAGGUGUUUUAAUUCCUCCCCUUUAUCUGGGUAAUGUCCUGCUGCUAGCCUAAAUUACUCCAGUUAGGAGCAGUCAGAUUUCCCUUCAGGCCUUCACUCCUCAAUAUGGAACACUGCUGAUUUAAGCUGUGUAGUGCUCAGGAUGGGAGCAGAGUUGCAAGGAAGAGGAGCUCACACUUUACAUUCAGGUAAAUGUAAAUUUACAGGUGCACACAGCCUGGUCCUGGGUGUAUGUGGGUUUUGUUAUGGCCCUUCUCCAAAGCCUUCCCAAAUAUAUUGCAUGUAAAAUCACUUGCACCGUUUAAAUUAUAAAAAUUUAUAUCCAGACAGUAAAUUAUACUGGAAAGACAGACAAUAUUUUGUGAAAACCAAUCUGGAUCAUGAGAAAACUUGUGUUUUUAAUUCUAUAUCAAUGGCCUGAGUAUCCUUAAGCUAGUGAGCCUCCUGGCUGUCCAGAUCCUAAAUCUGUGCCUCAGACCAUUUCCUUUGCUGAUAUAAACAGCCCAUUUUUUUCUCUUGGAAUGUUUGCUUUGGAGGCCACAAAUGUCUUUUUCUUCUGGUUAGGCAAUCUGGGAAAAGAGGAAGAUUUUACCUGCAGUGACAAAAUGCUCAUGUAACUUUGUAAGCACAGAAAUUGUUUUAGAAUUAUUUUUGCUUAUGGCACUAGUGCCUUGAAGUACAUGUUUCUAUUUUUGUCCUCCAUAAGAAGGAGGAAAACUAUCCUAAGUUGUAUUUUAGUACUCACAGAUAUGCACCUAAAUGUUCUUUUUUAUGGAUUUUUUUUAAGUGACAAAAUUCAACUCAGUGAUUUAUGAAGUUAAGAACUGCAUAGAAGACAGCAUUUUGAUGCUUCCCUGAUGUAGAAGGGAACUUCCCUCUCUCAGAAAAAUAACAUUUGUUUCUGAGAGGUUAGGAUAGAAUUCACUCAAGAUAUAGCAAGUACUGCUUAUUUCAGUGCAGGUUUUCAAUGAAUAGUGUCUUCCAUCCUGUUGUUGGGAAGAGUAUUAACAUAGCCAUGCUUCCUCUUUAGUUUUUUUUUGUUGUUCAUGCCAAAGAGUGUAAUUGAGCUGCUAUUGCAAGCACAGAUUAAUAGGAAUGUAUUCACCUGAGUGUUUGAAAUUCUCUACCUCUCAUAGCUACUAUAACUGCUUGAACUGCUACUGCACACAGUAGAGAAAAAAACCUGAAUCCACGUGAGAGUCUAAAUCCCAUUUCUGUAGACAGCUAAAGGAUUUAGGAUUUAAUGCUUAUUAGCUUCCUGUAAAAUCCUCAUUGCUAAAAAGUGGGCAUAAGUACCCGAGAAGUGCUGUGUGAAUAGCCCUUUGCAUUGGUCAAAUAAUGAUUUCAUUUUGGUUUGGGAUUUUUUUAAUUUAUUUUUUCUCACCAAAAUAAAAAGCCAACAACUGCAAUUUGUUAGACAUGAAAGGUUAUCCUUGAACUCUCUCAAAUCCUCCUGCUGGAGCUCUUCUGCUUGGCUUGGAAUUCCUAAAUAACAAUGAUUUAGUGUGGUGGUUCUGGUGUUUAUCAAGGAGAUAAACUACUUGGAAGCAGGAGCUGCUCACCGAAAUAGCCAGAAUUAUUUGUAUAUGGUGGAAUCCCAAUGUGAGAAGGUUUUGCUCCCCCUUGACUCCACUGUGUUAUAAAAUGAGGGAUGAGACAACCAGCCAGGAGGUAAGAAUGAUGAUUUGUAAGUACUGUUGGUAUCUUGGAUGAUUUCUCACAGAAGUGAGUAAACCAUCCUGAGACUAAACUACUCUUCAUAUCCUCCUUAUUUACCCCUUGUUUCCCCCCAGAUUUGGGAAAAUUUGACUUCACUGUGUAUACAGACUCUGGAGGGUUAUUUAUGAAUGUGAGAAAAAUUGCAGUGCCUAUGGCAUAUUUUGUCAAAAAAUAAGAAAAGAAGUCGAGGAUUUUCCCUGUUCUCAUUCAGCCUCUCUGGAUUGUGACAUUGAACCCUUCCCUUUACAUAAGCCAGGCCUGAUUUGGGUGGUGUGUUGCUCUGGGAGGUUUCCAAGGCUGGUGCCAGCAGUCUCUCCAGGAACCUGGUGGAGUUAGAUGAGUACUAUGUUAAACCAUAGAUUUUAAAGCAGGGGAAUGUUUGAAAACUGUCAUGGUAUCCCACAUUACACAGCCCAGAACUCCUCACCACAUCUCUCCUGCAGCAGAGAGAAUUAUUUUUCCCUAUUAACACUGAAGUCCAACAGUUUGUGUCUGAAACACAGCACAUCUUUCUGGGACACAUGGGAUCUGGAUUGCAUCAGUAAAUCCAUUCCACUUUCUAGGCUGCUGUAACAUUUUUAACUGUGGUUGUUGAAACAGGGUUCAGCAUUUGACUUCAUAAGGUGCUGGCAAGCUCCUUAUUAAAUCACAGUCUUUGAGAGCAGCAGGCAGUCCUUUUGCUCAGGGAUGCUGAGAUGGUCUGAGCUGAACAGCAUCCCUCUGUGAGGGCACCACUGCAUGGGGUCCACAGCCUGUGCAGACUGAUGGUGUCAGAGCAAUUCUGGUCAAAAACUCUCUGAUUAAAACAGCCCAAGCUAUACAGCUGACAAAUCAAUAUAUUGAGAUCUGAAGUGCACUCACAAGGGGUUUUUGAACAUUUAAAAACAAAACAAAACAAAAAACAAAACAAAACAACAAUAACAAAAAAUCCCAACAGUUCCAAUGAAAUCCCUUCCCCCUGGAUCUUUUCAUCAGCAAAAAUGUUUCUGCAAACCUCAGGGAGGGUUUUAUUGUUAUCAAAAUGAUUGGGCCUUACUUCUCACAUCUCAUCCUAGCAGAGACAAAGACAGCAGGACAGUGACAUCAAUCUGAACAAAAACAGGUAAUGAGGAGUUAGUGCAUUUCUUGUGAGGGAUUUCAGCUUUUGGGCUGUGAUAUGAGGGAGUGGUAUGGACACCAAUUUCAGCCUUUGCUUGGCCUGCCCAGCCCCUGCCUGCUCGUGAGACCUCACAAACUGCAGAGCAUCCUCUUGAAGGAUGUACUGACAUAAAGUCAGCUUCUGGAGAGAGCCACCUGUGCCAGCUCUGCAGGUUUAAAGGUGCUGACAUUGCCACCAGACUUGGAGGAAAGCAAGAUCUGGAUCUUGGAGAUCCAGAUAUCCUACACUGGCCCUUUCUCCUGUGCAGCUUGUGACUUGCAUGGGCAAGGAAAGACUGUUCCCAAAUCUCUGUAGACUUGGCAUUUGUGAAUGUAGCUUGUUAGCACCCAUGGUUUUGAAAGGUUUAGUGGUUUUGUGUGGCAGAUUAAGUCAGUGUAGAGCCUUUCAGCCUCUCUGAAAUAUGUGCCCUCUGAUGUAUUUAUUCAUGAACUACUGUCUCUUAUACCCACCUGGGAAAAGCUUUAGAAGAGCCUAGAUUACCUGCUCUUUUUUAUUUAUUUAUUUAUUUUUAUUAUUUAAAGUUUAUUUCUUUUCUUUUUUAAUGCUGCUGAAAAGGUUCCUGCAAUGAGUAUUUGGGGAGGAAACUGAACAUUUUUUCAUAAUUUGUUUAACCACUGAAAGCAGUGAAGGAGCAGAUCCCUCACCAGUGUACAUAGAUUAUCCUGUGAGCAACCACACCAGUCCACACAAGGGUAGAGCCUGGCCUCUUUUGAAUAUUAUCUCUGUUGAUUUGUAUGGUCUUUUGCAGUGUAAUGACUGCUAAUUUUGAGCUUUAAUUGCAUGUGUUUGACAAAACCAGAAAGAGAGUGAGGUUUAUUAUUGUUUUGAUACAGUCUCAAAAGGGAAGCUUUUUACUAGCAUUUUAAUACAACCCUUUGUAAAUACCCAGCAAAGAAAAAAUGCUGAGUCCAAUCCUUCUGCUAGUGGAGUCACUGAGUUUCCUCUGGCUUUAGUAGGAGCUGGGCUGGGUUCAGUGUACAUGGUACACAGCAUUACUGAUAAUGAAUUCAUGUGUUUUAUAUAUUGAUGCUUUUUGCUGAACAGUGCAUCGGCUUUUUAUGAUUUGGUGAAAUAUAAAAAUAAAUUAUUCAAAAAGUCCAUA